AUGGUGGAGAUAGUGAUGAAGAAAGGGCCAUGGACGCCUGAAGAAGAUGAGAUUUUAUCAAGUUAUAUUAAGAGAGAAGGUGGAGGGAGGUGGCGGACACUGCCUAAGAAGGCGGGGCUCCGGCGGUGUGGGAAGAGCUGCCGCCUCCGGUGGAUGAACUACCUCCGUCCUUCUGUCAAACGAGGCGGCAUCUCACUGGAGGAAGAAGACCUCAUCCUCCGCCUCCACCGCCUUCUUGGAAACCGGUGGGCUUUGAUAGCGGGAAGAAUUCCCGGGAGAACAGAUAAUGAGAUAAAGAACUAUUGGAACACGAAUCUUAGUAAGAAGUUGAUUAGUCAAGGGAUUGAUCCAAGAACUCAUAAACCAUUAUCAUCAUCUUCUUCAAACCCUAAUUAUCAGAAUUUUGUUCAUAUAUCUUGUUCGAUGGAACAACCGGAAGUGGGUUUGCCAAAUUCCAAUGAAAUCAUCUCAAACCCUAAUUCCAACAAAGAUGAAAAUAAAGAAGAUGAGAUUCUUAGCUACUCUGCUGAUGAUGCAACAGUUCUUAUCCCAUUGUGCUUCACCUCUUUGGGCCAUCUGGAAUGGUCUUCACAACCACCACUGUCUUCCACCUUCCACCUCCAGGUCACCACCACAACUCUUCCACUUGCAACCGGGAUAGUGUGCACGAGAGGAGAUCGUGUUCAAAGCAAUAAAGAAGACAAGAAGGAGAAAGAAUGCAAAGAGAAGAGUUCGUGGUCAAAUGUGGUGGUUACCACGAUCCUCCACGACAACGAGCAACCACGAAGGAUGGAGAUAGUGUGUACGGCCGUUGUUCGUAGCCACGUCGACCACGACGAGCCUCAUGCUCAAUAUACCUGA
Molecule: messenger RNA, 861 nt
Organism: Lactuca saligna
Lineage: Eukaryota; Viridiplantae; Streptophyta; Magnoliopsida; Asterales; Asteraceae
Source: the annotation of a GenBank genome assembly